AAUUCGAUCAAACACCCUAAUGGUAUAAAACGGAGUUCACAAAAUAUGAAUGCGAAUAAUAGUAGGGACUAUAGAAGUGGUUAGCCAUGAAGAUUCCAGCGCUGCACUCAGUACAGUGUUGGGGCACUCCUUGCGGAGCCUCUGCACCUUGCCGGAGUCGUCAACCUUAUAGAACUGCAAAAUCGCGAGCUUCACCUUCUCGUGCUUGUGCUUGAUCUUCUUAGGCUUGGUAUAUGUCUUCUUCUUGCGCUUCUUGCCACCACCGCGGAGACGAAGGACGAGGUGGAGAGUGGUGAAAUCCCAAAACCCAUGCCAGUCAAUGUUACAACACGCUAUGGUGGCCUUACUAAAACUCCGUCAAAGUUCCUUCCUUUCUCCGUUCUUCCUCCGCCGCUUCUGUUCCGUUCCACCGCCACCAAGUGAAUCCAAAGACGCCGAAUUGGUGUCGAAUCUCCUGCUGCAGCACCACAACCCCUUCCACGCCACCGAAUCGAGCCUCCAGCUCCACGGCGUCACCCUCACCCCCGACCUUCUCUUCCAAACCCUCCUCCGCCUCAAGAACCAUUCCAAGAUAGCCCUCUCCCUCUUCCACUUCGCCAAAACCCUCCCCAACCCCCCUCUCACCUACGACUCCUACACGCUCCUCAUCGAUUCUGUCGCCAAGGUUCGCCAAUUCGACGUCGCAUGGCAACUCAUCGUCGAAAUGGCCCAGCGCAACCUCCAUCCAACCUCCGCCACCUUCCUAACCCUAAUUCGCCGCCUCAUAGCGGCCGGCCUCACUCGCCAGGCGGUACGCGCCUUCCACGACAUUGACGCCUUUGCCAAAACGACUCCCGACGACUUCUGCUUCCUGCUCGACACGCUCUGCAAGUACGGCUACGUCAGACUCGCCGUCGAGGUUUUCAACACAAACCGAACCGCUUUCCCUCCCAACGUGAAAAUGUACACGGUUUUGAUCUACGGGUGGUGCAAGCUGGGGAAGGUUAAAAUCGCGCAAACGUUUCUGAACGAAAUGAUUAAGCGAGGGAUUGAGCCUAAUGUUGUUACUUAUAACGUUUUGUUGAAUGGGGUUUGUAGGAAGGUGAGUUUGCACCCUGAAGAGAGGUUUGAGAGGACUAUAAGGAACGCAGAGGAGGUGUUUGAUCAAAUGCGUAAGAACAGGAUUGAGCCAGAUGUGACUAGCUUUUCGAUUUUGCUUCAUGUUUAUAGCCGCGCGCAUAAGCCGGAGUUGGUGCUUGAUAAGCUGAGGUUGAUGAAGGAGAAAGGGAUUUUUCCCAAUGUGGUGAUGUAUACCUCGGUUAUCAAGUGUCUUGCUUCGUGUGGGAGGCUUGAGGACGCAGAGAGGUUGCUUGAGGAGAUGGUGAAGGAUGGAGUGAGUCCAUGUGCCGCAACGUACAAUUGCUUCUUCAAGGAGUAUAGAGGAAGGAAGGAUGCUGAGAGUGCGUUGAGGAUGCUCAAGAGGAUGAAGGAGGAUGGGUUCUGUGCGCCGAGCUCGCACACCUAUGUGAUUUUGAUUAGGAUGUUUUUGAGGUUGGGCAAGAUCAGAGUUGUGAAGGAAAUAUGGGAGGAUAUGAAGGCCACUGGGGCGGGGCCGGAUUUAGAUUUGUACACGGCUUUGAUACAUGGGUUGUGUGAGAGGCAGAACUGGAGGGAGGCUUGCCAUUAUUUUGUUGAGAUGAUAGAGAAUGGGUUUCUUCCUCUGAGAGGUACCUUUGAGACCCUUUACAGGGGGCUCAUUCAGGCUAAUAUGUUGAGGACUUGGAGGAGAUUGAAGAAGAAGCUUGAUGAAGAAUCGAUAGCUUUUGGUUCAGAGUUUCAGAGUUACCACUUGAAACCUUAUAGGAGAUAAGUUAUUACAUGCACAGUACUCUUGAGACUUUUAUAGGUUCUUUGGCCCGGUUUAUCUUUAUGCAUCUACAAGAUUUCAACAAGACUUUGAUGACUUGGAGAUAUGAGUGAGACUAUCAUUUUAUCUCCAAUAUUUUUGUUAGGUGUGAUGUAAAUUCUGUUUUGAUUAUUUCAAUAGUAUUACUGAUUUUUUCCUCAA
Messenger RNA from Vigna radiata var. radiata (mung bean), 2047 nucleotides. Its product is annotated as pentatricopeptide repeat-containing protein At2g13420, mitochondrial-like. NCBI's taxonomy places the organism in Eukaryota, Viridiplantae, Streptophyta, Magnoliopsida, Fabales, Fabaceae. Bases 320 to 1849 code for a protein of 509 amino acids. Gene Ontology annotation, molecular function: protein binding. The record is from RefSeq and is a predicted model, not a curated record. The transcript has a single exon.